GGCACUAUUGCUUGCUGGAAGCGGGUGGCUUGUGAAGGAAAGCCACUGGGAGAUUGCCGGCAUGCGUCAUCGAUAACGGCACCGGGUUCGUACACAAAGCUUGGCUAUGCUGGCAACACCGAGCCGCAGUUCAUCAUACCGUCCGGUGGGUGCUGUUUACAUUUGCCCAGUAACAGUAGUUCUGAAAGUGCAGGGAAUGAGAACGAGGGCCUCUCGGAAGUGAUGCAUGUGAAAAGGGGUAGAACAAUAGCGGUGAGAGAAAAAGUUGGUUCGCAGCCGUCAGCUCUUCGAUGGAACGCUAGUACGGGCUCCCGGAUUGAGGAUCUUGAUUUCUACAUCGGGGACGAGGCGCUGUCACCUUCGGCUGCUAAUUAUGCUGUUAAGUACCCAAUCCGUCAUGGUAUUGUCGAGGACUGGGAUUUAAUGGAGCGGUUUUGGGAGCAAUGUGUGUUCAAAUAUCUAAGAGCCGAACCGGAAGAUCAUUAUUUCUUACUGGUACAAUGCUUGCUGUGA
Messenger RNA from Gongylonema pulchrum, 513 nucleotides. The record is from the annotation of a GenBank genome assembly. Lineage: Eukaryota; Metazoa; Nematoda; Chromadorea; Rhabditida; Gongylonematidae.